Ricinus communis (castor bean) is the source of this 2972-nucleotide messenger RNA. Its product is annotated as AP2-like ethylene-responsive transcription factor BBM2. Gene Ontology annotation, molecular function: DNA-binding transcription factor activity; DNA binding. Gene Ontology annotation, biological process: regulation of DNA-templated transcription. Lineage: Eukaryota; Viridiplantae; Streptophyta; Magnoliopsida; Malpighiales; Euphorbiaceae. The transcript has 9 exons. Bases 353 to 2551 code for a protein of 732 amino acids. The record is from RefSeq and is a predicted model, not a curated record.
AUGCAAAAGUACAGUACUGCCCAUAAAGGCCAGCAUGUACUGUAUUCAUUUCACAUUUGCAAGAGUUAAAAGAUUCAAGUGCCCUUGACUAAGGAAAAGAAAAGGGGUGCUCCAUCUAUGGUUUAUGAGAAAGAGAAAGCAAGACAAAGCUUAUAAUAUGAAUCCUCAUUUGUUUUUUAAUUAGAUUUAUUUCUCUUUCUUGACCUUCUUCCCUCUUCUUCCUUGCCUACUCUACUCAUGGUUUCCUUCAUUUCUUUCUUUAAUACUUCAUGCAUGAAGUAGUUAUUCUUCUACCUCUCUUUGCUCAACCCUUUAACAUACAGAGAAACUCACUACUCGGGUACUUCUCAAUAUGGCAUCCAUGAAUAACUGGUUAGGCUUCUCCCUUUCCCCUCAUGAACUGCCAUCACAUUCUGAUCAUCAUCAAGAUCAUCACUCUCAAAACACAGCCUCUCGCUUAGGUUUCCAUUCCGAUGAAAUCCCUGGUGCUGAUGUCUCAGGCGAAUGCUUCGAUCUCCCUUCUGACUCGACUGCUCCUUCUCUCAACCUCCCUGCCCCUUUUGGUAUUCUUGAAGCUUUCAGAAACAACCAGUCUCAAGAUUGGAAUAUGAAGGGUUUAGGCAUGAACCCAGGUACCACCUACAAAACAAACUCAGACCUUUCUAUGCUCAUGGGUAGUUCAUGCAAUACCCAAAGUAUUGAUCAGAAUCAAGAGCCCAAGUUAGAAAACUUCCUUGGUGUCCAUUCUUUUUCCAAUCACGAACACAAGCUUCCUGCUUGCAAUACUAUGUAUAAUACAGGUACUGGGGACUACAUGUUCCAAAACUGCUCUUUACAACAGGCUACACCAAAUGAUAGAACAAGCAACGGUGAAGGUACUGACAGUAUCAAUGCUAGCAGUAGCAAUAGUUCUAUUGGUUUAUCAAUGAUCAAGACCUGGCUGAGAAACCAGCCAGCACCGACACAACAACAACAACAGCAACAACAAGAAACCAAGAACACUAAUGGCGGUGGUGCACAAAGUUUGUCUCUUUCUAUGAGCACUGGGUCACAGUCAGGCUCACCUUUGACACUUCUUGCAGCAAAUGGAGAAGGCAAUAAUAGUAGUGGAGAUCACAGUUCUUCUUCUGAUAAUAAUAAGCAGCAAAAGACAACAACACUUACAAAUGGCAUCGAUAGCCAAACAGGCGCUAUUGAAGCAGUUCCAAGAAAAUCAAUUGAUACAUUUGGACAAAGAACAUCUAUAUACCGUGGUGUAACAAGGCAUAGAUGGACAGGUAGAUAUGAGGCUCAUCUAUGGGAUAAUAGUUGCAGAAGAGAAGGACAAACCCGAAAGGGAAGGCAAGUUUAUUUGGGUGGAUAUGACAAAGAAGAAAAGGCAGCUAGAGCAUACGAUUUAGCAGCAUUGAAAUACUGGGGCGCCACUACCACCACCAAUUUCCCUAUUAGCAACUAUGAAAAAGAGUUAGAAGAAAUGAAGCACAUGACAAGGCAGGAAUAUGUUGCGUCUUUGAGAAGGAAGAGUAGUGGGUUCUCUCGUGGUGCAUCCAUCUAUCGAGGAGUGACUAGACACCAUCAGCAUGGAAGAUGGCAAGCAAGGAUUGGCAGAGUUGCAGGGAACAAAGACCUUUACUUGGGAACUUUCAGCACCCAAGAAGAAGCAGCAGAGGCGUAUGAUAUAGCAGCCAUAAAGUUCCGAGGAUUGAAUGCUGUAACAAACUUUGACAUGAGUAGAUAUGAUGUUAACAGCAUCCUGGAGAGCAGCACAUUGCCUAUUGGUGGAGCAGCUAAGCGACUAAAAGAUGCUGAGCAGGCAGAUAUGAUUGAUACACAAAGAACAGACACUGGCAAUAUCAGUUCACAACUAACGGAUGGUAUCGGCAGCUAUGCCACCGCACUUCAUGGUUGGCCUACUCUUGCAUUUCAACAAGCUCACCCUCCUCAUCAACCUUUUACCAUGCAUUAUCCUUAUGGACAAAGGCUCUGGUGCAAGCAAGAACAAGACACAGAUACAAACCACAGCUUUCAAGAUAUUCAUCAACUACAACUAGGCAACACCCACAAUUUCUUUCAGCCUUCUGUUUUGCAUAACUUAAUGAGCAUGGAUUCUUCCUCAAUGGAACAUAGCUCUGGGUCUAAUUCAGUUAUGUAUAGCAACGGAGGAGGAGGUCAUGAUGGAAGCAAUCAAGGAAUGGGUUACGGAAGCAAUGGGGGUGGUGGGUACGCAAUCCCAUUAGCUACAGUUAUAGCUAAUAAUAGUAAUGAUGAUGGAAAUCAAAAUCAAGGGAUUGGGUUUGGAGAUGGUGAAGUCAAAGCACUUGGAUAUGAGAACAUGUAUGGAUCAUCAGAUCCAUACCAUGCAAGAAACUUGUACUAUCUUCCACAGCAAUCAUCAUCAUCCUCAGGUGGGGCAGUGAAGGCAAGUGCAUAUGAUCAAGGUUCGACAUGUAACAAUUGGGUUCCAGCUGCUGUUCCUACAAUUGCUCCAAGGUCCAACAAUAUGGCUGUCUGCCAUGGAGCUUCAACAUUUACAGUGUGGAAUGAUACGUAAAGAAAGAUUGUGGGGUUGGGGUGCAUAUUGGAAGGAAGAAUACAUACUGAUGGUCAAGAUCAUAGGGGGCUAGGAAGAAGAAAAGCAAAAACAACAAGAAAUGGAAUGUAUACAGAAAUGAUUUUCCUAAUUUUGAUUUUUCAUGGUCCUUUCUUCCUUCAAUAUUUCACUAAUAUAGACUUAAAAGGAAGAUGGGCUUCUUUUUCUUUUUUUCUUUUUUAAUCUAACUUGGCAGGAUUAAAAUGUUAUGAUUAAAGGGAUCUAAGUGAAGUUAAGGAAUAGCAAUGUAAGAGCUUAAGAUGGUCUUAUUUGCUUUGGGGGAACUUCAUAUGGAUUUAGAUCCUCGGAAUAGUCUUUUUAACACCAGACUUUGUAAUUUUGAAUAACAUAGUUACUAUACAAAGAAUGGGAUUUCCUUUUU